Molecule: messenger RNA, 402 nt
Organism: Pyricularia grisea
Lineage: Eukaryota; Fungi; Ascomycota; Sordariomycetes; Magnaporthales; Pyriculariaceae
Exons: 4
Coding region: 1-402 (133 amino acids)
Source: RefSeq, a predicted model, not a curated record
AUGAGCAGUCGCAUCUUCGAUCCGAAAUGCGAGUUUAGAGGGACCGAGGAUUAUCAUCGCCACGAUGAAAUUGUACCGCACAUCGAAAAGGAGAAAUGCAUGGACAACGCCGAUAACUAUGCCUAUUUUGCCUACCAUGCUGCAGCCGGCAGCGAUCUGUCCUCUGUAUACCAACUCGUUUCACAUUCCCCCGAGCGUGAGUCCACUGGAAGCCAUAGCGGUUCAAAUUCCCCCGUCUAUGAGUACACUGGAAGCCAUAGCGGUUCAAAUUCGCCCGUCCGUGAGUACACUGGAAGCCAUAGCGGUUCAUAUUCCCCCGUCCGUCAGUACAAUGAAGACUAUGCACGUUCCAACACUGGUCCCCCGAAUUAUGGCAGCGGUUAUUGGUUUCCGGAUAAAUAG